AACAACUUCCCGCCAGGUGUGGUACAUCCUCCCCACGUUUGCUCAGGUGUGACAGGUCUUCUCACCUGAGGUUCGGCGGUGGUGGUAGAUCGUUUUCUCCUCUGGACAGGUAGACAAGGUGUGUCUUUCAGCGGGCGAGUUUUCAGGUUUCUGUCUGAGUUGACCCAAAGUACCAAAGUUACCACAACUACCUCCAGUAAACCACAACAACUUCAACACCAACACAAGACUUGAAUCCCAGGAACCAAAUGAGGAGACAGUCCACAUGAUCCGAAUUGGAGGUGGCAACUGAGAGGCUAGUUUCAGCAUGAUGUCCCCUGGGAGAUGGCUGAAACAUGUGUGGCUCUUGUCAGCACCCAGACAGGGUCUGGAGGGGUAAACACACGCCAGUACAACUGUAGACUACCCUGACAAAAACGGCCCAACUAGAAAACUUACAGGCUUCUCAACCGGAUUUCAAAUGGAGACGUAGUCGCUGAUGUUGCGUAGAGUCUACCAAGUUGCUCUGUUGAUGUACACAACUGUUGUUGCUGUAGCAGGAGGCAAUACUAGAUAGCCAUAUGUAACGACAGCCUGCUGUGACAAGGUCCUACAAGCAAGCUGACACAUCUCACCACUGGAAUCCUGAGGACAACUUUGCUCUCCUGUUGUACCCAUUCUACCAGGUUGUUUCGUGGAUGGAAACUGCAAAGUUUAUCUCUUGACAUGAUGAUUGGCAGUUAGCUAACAUGUGGGUCCAACAAGCUCCAGUUUGAGCAGAUGCAGAAACAAGGUCGUGAUUCAACUGGCAUUACAGAGUCCUUAUUCACACAGGAUAUGUCAACUGGAAGAACUAUCGUGACGCCGAAAGUCAAGCUAGACAAGACAUCUUGCAGUUGAUUCUAGCAGCUGAAACGUUGGAUAUAUACUGUAUACAUGUAGUAAUAUUUAUUGUUGCUCUGUACUUGCAGUUUUUAAACAACUCUUACACAAGAGUUUGAUUAUUCUACAACACACAACAAGUUGUGUUUGAGACAAUUUUCUAACUUCUGUGAAGCGACAAAGCACAGAAAGAAUCACGAUGCAGUACCAGAGAGUGUUAGUACUCCGAAGGACACAGUGUUUAUGCCUGUUGGUGGUCGUGGCCUUGCAGACCGCCAGAGGAAACCAGCCAAGUACAGACCCACCCAGGGACCUAUCCAAAUACUACUGGAAAACAGGUCCGUGGGGUGACUGUAUGGGUAACAGCUGUGGAAGUGGUGGGGUCCAGACCAGGACCGUGUGGUGCGAGCACGCCGAAAACUGGGCCACGUCCGCGUCAGACUGCAACCACCUCAUCCAGCCGCUAAAACAACGGAGCUGCUUCCGCGUGUGUAAGGGACACCGGCACAUGUUCCAGUGGAGGACCAACGAAUGGGGGGAGUGCCGAGCGCGAGACUCGGACCUAAAAUCCGCGCUGAGAAAUGCAGUAGAGUGCACGUCGCUUGGCAUACAAGAACGUAACAUCACAUGUAUACAGAGAACUACAUCUAGUGUAAUGCCUGAUGGCAUAUGUGAGCAGUUUUUUCCGAAGCCGCAAGUAGAACAGAGCUGUGAGGUGCCCUGUCCACAAGACUGCGUGGUUUCGGAGUUCUCCGAUUGGAGCAAAUGUAGUACAACAUGCGGGGAAGGGACGCAGACGAGAGUACGGAACGUUCUAUUACCCAACCUGCACGGCGGCCGACACUGCCCGGAAUUGAUGAUGAUGCGAGUUUGCACCAAUAUACCUCCCUGUCGGGAACAGCGGAGGCACACCUACUACAUAAAAGUCGGACCGUGGACCGAAUGUCGAGAAGACUCCAAGCAGUCCAAAUCUUCAAGAUCAAGCAAAGAUUCAGAGGAUAAGUCAGAUUUAAGAGUUACAGCGAGUUAUAAGGAUGUUACUAAGUCUGAAGAUAAGGAGGAUAAAGAAGAUGUUCUGGACAGGCCAGGUGUUGGUUACAGAGUACGACAGGUGAGGUGCAUGAGGGAGGACGGACAGCAAGUAUCACUCAGUUACUGUUACCAAGGAGACGUCGUUGACCUUCCGCCGACGUACGAGUCUUGCGUCAUGCCACAGGACUGCCAGGUGUCGGACUGGUCACCAUGGGAACCGUGCACGUUGACGUGCGUGUCCGCGGGAGGCCGCCGUACAGCCGGGGUGCGCAGGCGCACACGGCGGGUGUCGGUGCUGCCCAGCGGGGAGGGGAAACUGUGCCCACAUCUGGAGGAAAAGGAAGGGUGUGGUCAUGACGAGGACCUGCCAGUCUGUCCAAGGUACAAGUGGAUAGGAGGAGCAUGGGGGAAGUGCCGUGUAGACCAGGUGAUGACCAGACAGGAGUGGAAGAUGGUGAACAGGUCUGGAUGUGGAGGAGGGGUCCAGCACAGGAGGGUCUUCUGUGUACAGGCUGGAGAUACAGAGAAAACCCCAGUGCCCACCUCCCUAUGUGGAGGUCCUGUCCCACCCAGUGCUCAGAUCUGCACUGUGCCCUGCCCUGAACCCUGCCUCGUCUCUCAUUGGUCAUCAUGGACGUCCUGCACACCCCUCAGCUGUAAUGGCACAACCGGAUCCAGAGGUUACAUGACCAGGACCAGGUCUGUGUUGAACUCUGACCCAGAGAAAGCGGAGAGUUGUCCCCCCCUGAGCGAGAACCUACCAUGUGAGGUACAGUCCUGUUACCACUGGCACGUCGGAGAGCCCAGCCGAUGUCUCAUCGUGGACACAACUCAGUCCUGUGGGGCAGGCAAGAUGUACAGAACCAUCUUCUGUGAGAACAUUGAUGGGGAUGACGUAGACGAUGAGUACUGUCAGGUGCUCGCCCCCCGCCCUAAGAACGAGUUAGACUGUCAUGUGGCCUGUCCUAACGACUGUGUACCAGGACAGUGGGGCCCCUGGUCCACAUGUUCUAAGCCCUGCGGCUCCGCUGGAGGUCGUCAGACCAGGACAAGAAACAUCAUCGCUCACCCAGGGGAAGAUGGUAAGCCAUGCCCACCCAAGCCAGACCUAACUGAGAGCAGACCAUGUAACGAGUGGGGUUGUACCAAGUACAGCUGGAUGAUGGGGGAGUGGAGGGACUGUAAACUACAGAGGGGCAUCACCUACUCACCACCAAAUAUUACAGGUGAGGGUAAGAUCUGCGGGUUCGGAGUGAAGAGCAGGAAAGUCUGGUGCAUGAAGGAAGGAGGGCAGCAGGUGGCUGACAAAAGGUGUCCAGAGAACAUGCGGCCAGAUGACCGGAUGGACUGUACGGUGGACUGUGAUCGGGACUGCCUGGUCACUGCCUUCAGCAGGUGGACACAGUGCCCAGACAACUGUGGGUCAGAAGUCACGCACCAGACGAGACAUCGUUACGUCCUGCAGCACCCCACCCCGGGGGGUAAGGACUGUCCGGACACCCUGCGUGAGCGCCGGCUGUGUGAGAACAUGCAGCAGUGUGGCGCCUACAAGUGGAAGACUUACCGGUGGGGCGACUGCCACCUCCCUCCCCACCCCGGGAACGAGAACAACAGGCAGCAGUGUGGCCGCGGCAUCCAGACCAGAGCCCUGUCUUGUAAGGAUGAGAAGGGAGAGUCGUCUGCGGUGUGGCAGUGUCUGAAGUUCGCGGGACCGAUGCCGGAGACGGCGCGGAACUGCACACUGGCCUGCGGGGAGGACUGCUCCGUGUCGGAAUGGUCCAAGUGGAGCCGCUGCGGGGAGGACUGCAAGGGGCAGACCGAGAGGAAGCGGAAACUGACUGGCCGGAGCAGAAAACAACCCGAGUGUCAGGACGAGUCCAAGUACCCCCUGACAGAACAGGAGCCCUGCCCCUGCCAAAAGUCUGCCGACUACACCCCCUUCCCCGUGGGGAAUUGGUCGGACUGUAUCCUCCCCGACCCCGAGGCCGGCGGACCUCUGAACUUCCGUGCGCGCCUGAAGAGAAAGUGGAAGGGUGAUUGCGGAGACGGGGUGCGGUACAGGGCCGUGCAGUGUUUUGAUCACAGAGGGAGGCUGGUGUCACCAUACUUAUGCAGUAAAUCUGGUUAUAUACAAGAAUCUUGCACAGAAGUGUGUCCCUCAGACUGUCGCCUUAGCAACUGGUCGCCAUGGACACCAUGUAGCCAAUCAUGUGGUACGGGGAAGACUGAACGGCAGAGGUGGCUCCGACAGAAACCCUUCAACCUGGGGAGAAGAUGUCCACUUCUCGAUUCUUCAAACAUGGUGACAGAGUGGCGGCCCUGCAGCAGGGGCUGUGGGGAGUACCAGUGGGAGACAGAGUCCUGGAGUAGCUGUAGCCUCUACAGCCUGGGGUCCCAGUCUAACUGUGGGGACGGCGUGCAGACUAGGAAAGUCAAAUGUGUACAGGUGUCCCGUUCCUGGUCCCAGGUAGUAGAUGUCAGCAUGUGUGAUGAGAAGACCAUGCCUCUGGGUGCCAAACUGUGCACGCUGCCCUGUCCUGGGGAGUGUGUGGUCGGGGAGUGGACGUCAUGGACCAAAUGUCCUGAGUACUGUGUGCCCGGCCAUGCCCGUGAGAGGAUGCGGCUGGUGGAGCGCCCUGCAGAGGACGGCUAUGGUGCCUGUCCAAACAGGACAGAGGAGGAGGCCUGUCAGGAGAACAGGAACUGCUUCAGGUACCACCUGAAUGUGUCAGAGUGGAGUCCCUGCCAGCUGCCCGCCAGCGCCGUGUGCGGCCCCGGCGUCAAGACGUUACUGGUGCAGUGUUACCGUGGUGAUGGCAAACUCGUGGACAAAGACCUCUGUAUACAGCAUGGCGCAGUUGGUCCCACAGUGACAGAGGAGCCGUGUGAAGUGAAGUGUCCCUUAGACUGCCAGCUGUCCCCGUGGUCCGUCUGGAGCGCCUGCACAACGUCGUGCGGCGCGGACGGGAUGCAGUUCCGAGAGCGGGAAAUCCUGACGGAGUCCUCUGGACAGGGGCGACCAUGCCCACCGCCGGAUAACCUGCACCAGCAGCGCCCAUGUGUGGCUAAACCCUGCUUCUCCUGGGCAUACGGACCCUGGUCUCAGUGCUUACUGGAUGGUGCGGAGUGUGGCCACGGUAAGCGAGUACGUGACAUCAGCUGUGUACAGGAGGAUGGGACAGUGGUGGAGGAUGACUUGUGUGUGUGGAAAGACGGGCCCAACAGUGACAUUCUCACUACUGCUGUCAUACUGCGGGAGCGGCCCUGUGUGGUGCCCUGCCCAGGUGACUGCUGGGUAACGGAGUGGUCGUCAUGGAGCUCCUGUCACCAGAGCUGCGUCAACGGACAGCCUCAAGGUGGAUCAGGCAUAGAGACCAGAUCACGAGCGAUCCUGGCACAGCCGUCAUCCGGUGGGAACUCCUGCCCCUCAGAUGUGUAUGAGACAAGGAAGUGCACAGACGGUUCUUGCUACCUCUUUGAGUGGAAGGUUAGCAGGUGGCUGGGGGAUGAGAGGAAGGUGUGGUGUCAAAGGUCAGAUGGGGUCAAUGUCACAGGUGGUUGUACAGACCUGUCCAGACCUGCCACCAGGCGCUUGUGCAUACCAGAAUGUAACCAGCCACACUCCUUCUGUAAACAGGGGGGCAUCUGUGGGUGUGAAGAGGGCUAUGUGGAAGUGCUCAGUACGGAUGGUCUACUGGACUACUGUGCUAAAGUAGUGAUCGAGAGCAACGGUCGAAUCACACUGGCACCCACCAAACGGGUUAACAGCGACGUGGAAGACUCGCCCAAUAGGAGGAGUGGAUUCUCCUUCGUUAAUGAGAAUGGUGAGCUGCACACCUGGGUAUACGGGGCCAUCGCUGCCACAUCAGCACUCAUCAUCGUUCUUGUCAUUGUCAUCGGCAUCGCAUGUGUUCGAAUGAAGAGGAGGUCUCAGAGAGAAAACCCCCACAUCUCGGCUAUGAAUGGUUCGGUCAAGAGCGGCUACAGCUACAAACCCAGCUCAAGGUCGUCCCGAUCCUCAAGGUCAUCCACGUCGUCGAGCGGCAGCUUCAAGCCGAUUGCCAACGCGAAAAAGCCGAACGGCAACCACAGAAAAGCGAACGGAAAAGUUGUCAUCAAGGAUCACCAUGUUCACUUCUCGCCCUCCACUGUGCCAAAGAAGUCUUACAUAGAGAGAUACAAUGCAGACAUGGACACGUAGCUGUCUCUAACUCCCCCUGGAACGAAGUGGGAUAUUCCAACUGAGAUUCCUGGGAGAGAACGCUUUUAGUUUUGGAGAUGUGUAAAUAAUUGUCAUACGUGACUUUUGUUCGGUUAUAUAAACGUCCUGUAUAUUGAAUUUUAACUCACAAUGUUUCGUUUUUUAGGCCUUUAACGAUAUACAGCAAGGUUAUUUUUCUAUGAUAGAUAGCGCUUUUUAAAAAAAAGAUUUCAAGUUAUGACAUUGAGGGCUCACAAGAAAAUGCCUUUUGUUAUUUUUAAGUUCUUUUUGCACUUUGAGAUUCUAUUUUCACUUUCUGCUGAAGAUAAAGCAUGGAUAUUUUAUUGUUGCCAAAAUGUGUCGGAUAUUACUUUUAUCAUCCAUGCACUUGUUAUCUUUUAUUCAGCUAGCAUAGUUCAAACAAACUUUAUUUAUUGUUUUCCACAACAAAAACAAACAAACUAUAUCAAAACAACUGUGCUUCUUUCCACAGUGUUCAAGACAUCAGUUCUGUCAGUUUGGAUUUGACAAAAAUAUGAAAAUUGUGCUCUAAACACCACAGUGACUAUUGUCUAGCAGAUUAUGGAGUAUUAAGUAUAUCAAGGCAAUGUGCCUACUAGCAUUUUAUACAGGGUGGGAGGCAAGUGAAACCAGGCAGCUACUGUAACAUUUUACCCACCACACACUGGAUUGUGUAUCUUUUAAAAGGUUGUUCGAUUUCUGAGGAGAAUUGAAAAUAUCCCCAUAAACGUUUGUUGAAUUUUGAAGAAAAAUAUAGCAAAUCAGAAUGAAGAAAAAUUGACUUUUUUUCGUCAUGAAACAAGCAAUAUGCAGAUAGCAAUAAUUUUUGUAAGUCCUGCAAUUAGAUGUCCUUAGUAACUGUAUAUACACUGUAAAUAUUUCUUACUUUUCUACCUUUACUUUCGACUUUGUAUCUAACAUAUCUUGAUGCCAAUAUUCGUUUGUGCAAUUACUUAUUGAGAUGCCAUAGUAGGGAAUAGAAGUUAAGCCUAAAUUUUAAGCUGAAUAUUAAAUGUCAUGUAUGACUUUGCCCUCAAACAUUGUGUAUGAUACAUGGUUGCAUUUUCGUAAAAUAAUGACGGUGGUCAAUUUCAAGUUUUAAAAUACCCGGCAAUUAAGUCACAAGCCGCAAAUGUGUAUUAUGAAUUGGCAAAUCUUCUCGAAAAUAUAGAACACUGGUUAAACUUGAGGUUUAAAACCAUUGUUCAAGUCCAAAACUAUGGAUGUGAUAUUUUUCUAGUCUCCAAUAUUAACACUAUUACAGAAUACACUGUAGGAUAGAUAGUAACUGAUGAUAAUAUAGUUAUCUUUGGUCCCAUGUGGAUUUUACAUUAUUUAUUCAAAGCAGACUUUCAGCACAUAUUUUAUCGCAGCUUUUGCCAUAAAAAGCAUGAAGAAAUCCUUAUUUUCUGACACAGUCUGUAACAUAUCCAUAACAAUAUUUCAUGCAUGGCAAUGAAAUAACUGCAGCUAGAUAUAACGUUAUAUACAUGUAUAGCAAAGUGCCUAGCUAGGAGGAAUGCCUUCUGGAUAGCUGAUAAAGUUGUACACAAUUCAUCAGCUGUGGAAAAUUAAAGUCAUCAACAAAAUA
Molecule: messenger RNA, 7706 nt
Organism: Branchiostoma floridae (Florida lancelet)
Lineage: Eukaryota; Metazoa; Chordata; Leptocardii; Amphioxiformes; Branchiostomatidae
Product: thrombospondin type-1 domain-containing protein 7B-like
Exons: 28
Coding region: 1061-6094 (1677 amino acids)
Source: RefSeq, a predicted model, not a curated record